This is a messenger RNA of Aethina tumida (small hive beetle), 835 nucleotides long. RefSeq lists its product as uncharacterized. The coding region runs from base 124 to 795 and encodes 223 amino acids. The transcript has 2 exons. The record is from RefSeq and is a predicted model, not a curated record. Lineage: Eukaryota; Metazoa; Arthropoda; Insecta; Coleoptera; Nitidulidae.
AAAAGCCCCAAAAAUUCUACAGAUAAUAAAACAAUAAGACUUUAUCGCAGCCAGGUCAAAAGCACCAGAUAAAUAAACCUUCCAGAAACCGGGAGCCUUCAGUCAAAGUAAAUCUUUUCAAACAUGAACAACGUCCUGUUAAUUUUAACCGGUGCCCUGUUGGCCCAAACGAAAAACUUGGAGAGUCCAAGACAGGCGAGAUGGUUCAACACGUACACCAGCACCGAAAUCGCCACCAACUUGGUGACAUCCUACAUCCCGUCGUCCUGCGUCCAAGUCGAACCGACUUUGCCUCCGUGUCGGAACGUUCGCUACCUCAAGUUUCCCAACUUCGUAGCCAAACCCAAUCCUCAGAAUGUAGAGACAAUAAAAGAGGGCAAAUCGAUCCACACCACCGAAUUAGGUUGGGGCGAAUAUUUGGGCAUCUACGCCCCAACAGUAACGGUAACCCACACCGAACUAAAGACGACUACCGUUGAAGACCCCAGAAUAGUAGUGACCUUCGCCGUUAAGGGUUGUAGGCCAUUGAGACUUCCCAUGGAUUUAAAUCGUUGCGAGGUCGAAGCUUCCUCCACAGUUGCCAUUCAAGAAAUCAUACCAACGUCCACUGUCGCCUCGCAUGUUGUCCCGACCGCCAAUUAUGAAGAGGUGGGAAGCAUACACGAUAUAAUUGAUAAUGAUAAUCAUCUGGGGCAAGAUAAUAGUUUGCUGCAACCUUCAGGUGAAAAUCACAUUUCUGGACCAUCUAGUAACGAACCCACAGAAGCUCUGCCUUCAACCGCACCUAAAUUUUAACUUUAACUAUAUAUACUAUGCAAUAUUUAUUUUGUGCCAA